UGACCUCAUGAUACUUGCGGAGUCAAGGCUCUUUUUGCAGCAAGAAAACAACGUUGUCUCACGAGGUCACAGGCCGACAGCCGAACUAGCGACUGGCAGUUGUAAACAUCAGGUUGAAAACCAGCAACAAUUUAAAGAUGCAUAAAUUCAGAUUGCUUUGGGGUAUUCCCUGUGACAAUCAACUAUUCUGUUGAGAAGUGGAGACCGUCACUGGAACAACGAUCAGUGCAUUAAACCACGUGAAUAACUACAUUGUGACUGAAGACCGAGGACAAUUAAUCAGAUUUGAACAAUUAGUUUCAUUGAAGUUAAUAAGUAAACAAAGCUAACUUUAUAUCAAGAUGUCGGACACAAAUACAGAAAAAUAUGACAGUGAUGAUGAUUGGGACAUGCAGCUCUAUCCUAAAGAAAGCAACGACUCCAGCAAUGAUGCGUCAGAUGAGCGUGAGGAUACAGAGGAAAGUGAUAGUGAAGAACCUGCUAUGCCACCACCAAUGACACUGAGGCAAAGAAGACUAAGCAAAUCUGUUGCUCUGGCAUCACUUAACACUGCUCAAUCAAACUCAACUGCUAUGAAAUUAAAAAUGACCACUGCACAUGCACGAGCAAAGUUUAAUUGGGCUUUGGCUAUUAGAAAGGCAAAAUUAUUAAAUGAUCCAUGGAAAGCCUUUCAUAUUGAGGAUAUUGAUUCCGAAGUUUGUAUCAGACAUCGCUAUAACCCACAUAAAAAGACAUGGUUAACAGAUGAGGUUAAGGUCAAGAUUGAAUCCAAGUCAUUCAACAGAGGAGCAAUGAGAAAGUGUUACCGACUGAAGAAACUGUCUCAUUUCUUGAAGAACCCGGACUGGAAUCACAGUGGAAAUUAUGUGGCCAAACACUACAUACAGACAGUUGACAGAGAUGUGUAUUUCCAGGAUGUCAAACUUCAGAUGGAUGCCAAGGUUUGGGCAGAGGAGUACAACAGACACAGACCUCCAAAAAAGGUGGACAUAUUCCAGAUGUACAUCUUAGAAUUUAGGGACAGACCAGGUUCUCCCUUGUAUCACCUUGAGCACUUCAUUGAAGGUCAUUAUGUCAAGUACAACUCCAACUCUGGGUUUGUGGACGACUCCCUGCGUUACACUCCACAGGCCCUCAGUCACUUCACGUUUGAGCGAUCUGGUCACAUGCUGAUCGUUGUGGACAUACAGGGAGUCGGUGACCUUUACACUGACCCUCAGAUACACACUAUUGAGGGCAAUGAGUAUGGGGAUGGCAACCUUGGGGCUAAGGGCAUGGCCCUCUUCUUCCACUCACACAUCUGUAAUGACAUCUGCAGGAGUCUUGAUCUCACUGAGUUUGAUCUCUCACCCACGGAACUCGACUCUCACAAAGACAUUCUCCGCAAUCAGAGAAAGUCGAUGAUGAAAACAAGGUUAAGAGGGGACGAGGAACGCUGUAUUUCUCUCUCAUCUCCUGACACAAAGAUUGAUAUUACUCGUUUCUUGGAGCGCCAGCGAUCCAACUCGUCUGUGCUGAGUGACUCAGCGAUAGAUGAGGAAACUGAUGAGGGUAUGUCCAUUGACAGUCCAUCGCCGAGGGUGAGGGUCAGCCGCAUGAGGUUCAUCAGUGAAUCGGAGAGAUCAGACAAAUCAGACAGCCAAUCCUCCAUGACAGUAGAGGAGGAACGAGAGGCAUUCCAAAGAAUGGCACAGCAAAGAGCUCGGCCAUCUUGUGUUGCUAUGGAGAUUGACUUCAGGAAACUGAUGAAUGUAAGGGUCGGUGAUUCUACAUUAGGAAAGAUUCAUCAUGAGAUGGCUAAAUACCAUGAAAUAGGCAGAUUCGUGGUUGGGCAGGAGAGAAACGAGAAGGACAUUGAUUGGGAAUCAGCCAUAUUUCACGAGGAGCAUGCUGCGGAGCUGGGGGAAAUGGAGGCCAUGCUUACCCUGUCCAAACUCUAUCUGGACAUGGAGAGGGAAGUCCUGGUCAGCUGUGUUGUCAAGAAGAGUGAUGAGAACUUUAACAUAGGAGUUGACUACAUGGUGGAGGCCGCUGAGGCUGGGGACCGGGAAGCCAUGAUCUACAUGGCUAAAGCAUUCGAGACUGGCUAUGGCCUUGGCACAAAAAGGUCGAUAUCGUGGGAGGAUUCACUGUCCUGGUAUGAACGGGCUGUGGAGACCGACAACCAUGAUGAAGGAGGCGAGUACAGCUGUGCAAUGGAGGACCCUAUCCAUAUCCUCAUAGCCAAGAAGGCAGAACUGCUCCAUACAGGGGGCCAUGGGCUGGACAAGGAUCCAUCAACUGCAGGGGACUUAUACAAUGAGGCUGCAGAAGCAGCAAUGGCUGCAAUGAAGGGAAGACUGGCCAAUAAAUACUUCGCUCUGGCAGAGGAGGCCUAUGGGGAGGUCGAGGAGGAGGAGUGAGGAAGGUUGGUCUGGCUGGACAGGAAGAAGAGUGAGGGGCACUAGUCUGGCAGAGGAGGCCUACGGGGAGGUCGAGGAGGAGUGAGGAAGGUUGGUCUGGCUGGACAGGAAGAAGAGUGAGGGGCACUAGUCUGGCAGAGGAGGCCUAUGGGGAGGUCGAGGAGGAGGAGUGAGGAAGGUUGGUCUGGCUGAACAGGAAGAAGAGUGAGGGGCACUAGUCUGGCUGAGGAGGUGUACCGGAGGCCGAGGAAGGAACAGAUACAGAUGUUAAGCAUAACAAAUCAUGAAGAGUUCUGAUAGAAAAGUGAUUUCUAGUGUUUCGUCUAUCUGUAUAGUUAUGUAACUGUGUUUUGAAAUGUUUUAUGUGUAAGCUAUGGAUAACAUAGGAAGAACAGAAUGCACAAUGUAACAUUGUGGUUGUUAUACACAGUAGCAUGUGUAUUAUUAGAGACGCUGCUAUCACUAAAUCAGUGGAGUUAUUUGUGAAGGGUUACUUAAUGUAAGUCAAUUAGUUGUAUGAUAAAACAAUUUUCUACGAAAAGAUCUUUGGUGAAGGUUUUGGUAUGUUUAAUUGGUGGUGUUCCAUUCAUUGUGUACAAGGAUAGCAUUGAUAAAUCCUUUCAGUUAUUGGUUUUGUAUUGUUUUAACUGAGUUCUGAGACCGACAUGUUAAUAAAGAAUUUCAUUAGGAAAACUCUUUUAUUUAGAUGUCUUUAGCAUUAAGACUACAGUAUGAAAUAAUACACCAAUAUCAGUUAGGACUUGAUAUACUGAUCAGGUAGUCAGCAUAUUGAAUGUAUAAAACAGCUUGUUUAUCAGACAUGAGGUACAUAUUGUAUAGAACAGCUUGUUUAUCAGACAUGAGGUACAUAUUGUAUAGAACAGCUUGUUUAUCAGACAUGAGGUACAUAUUGUAUAGAACAGCUUGUUUAUCAGACAUGAGGUACAUAUUGUAUAGAACAGCUUGUUUAUCAGACAUGAGGUACAUAUUGUAUAGAACAGCUUGUUUAUCAGACAUGAGGUACAUAUUGUAUAGAACAGCUUGUUUAUCAGACAUGAGGUACAUAUUGUAUAGAACAGCUUGUUUAUCAGACAUGAGGUACAUAUUGUAUAGAACAGCUUGUUUAUCAGACAUGAGGUACAUAUUGUAUAGAACAGCUUGUUUAUCAGACAUGAGGUACAUAUUGUAUAGAACAGCUUGUUUAUCAGACAUGAGGUACAUAUUGUAUACUCUAUCCAAUCCUGUUGCCAGUUUCCCUACCACCAACCUAGAAACUGACAUAAAAACUUAAAUACGUGUGUUUAGCUAAAAUUUCAGUUCAAUAUUUUCCAAAAUGUUUUGAGACAUUUUUACAAAUUUUAUAUAAAACAUGUAUUGAUCUUCUGCACCAGUGAUAUAUUCUGUGAUAAAUCCCGGUUUUACAAUGAUAGCAAAGACAAUACUCUUGUCUUUAAUACCCGUAGUGAUCUACAAACAGACUAAUUUUCAAUGUUUUAGAAAAAGAUAUUAUAGCAAGUGAUAUUUUAUAAUGAGAUUAGUUAGUCUUCUGUGUAACCACUUUUGUAUUUGACAUUGUUUUGAAUGAAAUGUAACUGCCCUCUAAAAGUAAGUCAUGUCACCAUCUUUUAGACCUUUAUUUACAUCUGUUUGCGUGUAUCAUUCUUGAUUAUGUCCAGCAAUGAAUGAUUGACUCCAGUGUCUCAGAAUUCUCUUUUUGAAAUGUAUAUGGCUUCUAUUAUAUGAAUUUAACAAAAGAAAUAUUUCUUUGGAUGUCAUUGUAAAAACUAAAUAGAACUUAUUUUUUUGUGAAAAAAAUGUGUGAACAGACAUUUGUAAACGUUUUGGGGUUUGUUUGUUUGUUUGUGUUUUACGUCCUAUUAACAGCUGUGGUCAUUUAAGGACGUGCCAGGUUUUGGUG
Messenger RNA from Mizuhopecten yessoensis (Yesso scallop), 4320 nucleotides. Its product is annotated as eukaryotic elongation factor 2 kinase-like. The record is from RefSeq and is a predicted model, not a curated record. Gene Ontology annotation, biological process: protein phosphorylation. Gene Ontology annotation, molecular function: ATP binding; elongation factor-2 kinase activity; calmodulin binding. Lineage: Eukaryota; Metazoa; Mollusca; Bivalvia; Pectinida; Pectinidae. The transcript has 12 exons. The coding region runs from base 342 to 2402 and encodes 686 amino acids.